AUGGAGGAUUUCAGGCAGGUACUCAAAAGGCGCCGAUCCCACGAGGAUCUCUCGUCCCCGAAACCGGAAAAAAGGUCUGGGGCCCAACUGGCUACCUCUUCUUUUGGUGCUGGAAACUCGGGCCUUCAGGUCGAACGAAACGAUGGCAAUAUCACAGCAAACUUUUAUUCACAGACUGAAAAUGCAGAAGUGUCAGAAAAUCGUGCCUGCCUUCGAGCUUUGCAUGCGACCAAUCCUCGCCUCGAUAAACAAAGGAUUGAGCGAGCCAAGGGUGGAUUGUUGCAAGACGCAUACGUGUGGGUGCUUGAUAAUGCGGAUUUCAAUCGAUGGUCCAAUAGUGAGCAAGAAAGUCAUCUUCUUUGGGUCAAAGGGGAUCCUGGGAAAGGCAAGACCAUGCUUUUGUGUGGAAUCAUUAACGAACUGGCCAAGGUUGUGUGUCAUCCAGAGACAACUAUUGUCUUUUUUUUCUGUCAGGCCGCGGAUGCUCGGAUAAAUCAUGCUGUUGCUGUUAUUCGUGGUUUGAUCUUCAUGUUUAUUGAUCAAAAUCCUUCCCUGAUCUCUCAUGUGCGACGUGAGUAUGAUAGGGCUGGAUCAAAGGCCUUUGAGGAUGCAAAUUCUUGGGAGGUGCUGUUAGUGAUACUGACUAGUAUCCUCCAAGAUCCAUUGUUGGAAAAAGUAUACUUGAUAAUUGAUGGCCUAGACGAAUGCACCACAGACUUGGGGCUUCUUCUCGAUUUGAUUGUUGAGAAGUCAUCUUUAUAUCCACAUGUUAAGUGGCUCGUCUCAAGCCGUAAUUGGCUGACAAUCGAGCAAACCAUCGAAACAGCACCCCGAAAAGAGAGACUCUGGCUUGAGAUCAAUGAAGCUGCCGUGUCGAAGGCAGUUGCUUCAUUUAUCAACUUCAAGGUUCAAAUCUUAACAAGUAAAAUGAAAAUCUCUACUGAUGACAGAAAUGAGAUUUGUCAGUAUCUGUCAGAAAAUGCACGCGGUACAUUUCUGUGGGUGGCCUUGGUCUGUGAGGAAAUCUCCAGAUUUGAUGUUUCCAGAAGAGCUGUUCACAGGAAGCUACGAGAGUUUCCUGCUGGCCUUGAUAGUCUCUAUCAGCGGAUGCUUGAUCAGAUGCGCCACACCGGAGAUGCCGAGCUUUGCAAGUCUGUACUCGGUAUUUGUACCGCAGUGUAUCGUCCGAUUACCUUGGACGAGCUGAACUCCUAUAUGCCUAAUCAUAUCGAACUUUCAGAUCUUGAAGAGAUCAUAGGUCUUUGCGGUUCCUUCCUCACUCUCCGAAAAUCUAUCAUCUCACUAGUUCACCAAUCUGGGAGGGAUUUCCUUCGUCGAGAAGCAGACCACGAGAUCUACCCUCAUGGCGAAACAGCGUUACAUCAUGACCUUUUUUUGAGGUCCUUGGACGCAAUGAACAGAACACUUCGACGUGAUAUCUACAAUCUAGUACAUCCCGGAUACCCUAUAGGGAAAGUCAAGGAGCCAGAUCCUGACCCGCUGGCCCCAAUCCGUUACGCAUGCCUUUAUUGGGUGGAUCAUCUCGAGCUAUGCUCGUCCAAGGUCUGCGAAGAUGUGUUAGACGGAUUCGAGAAGGAUGGUCCUGUGGACAAAUUCUUCCGCAUAAACUAUCUUCACUGGAUUGAAGCGAUGAGCUUAAUGAGGAGUCUCUCAAAUGUUGUACCAUUGAUUCUCAAGAUUGAGGCACUGAUCAACACAAAACGAGUUGGCAAAGACUUGAUCGAUAGAGUACAGGAUGCCCGUCGAUUUAUCCUGUACGGUCAAAGCGGGAUUAUGGACUGGCCACUCCAAGUGUAUGCUGGUGCCUUAAUAUUUAGCCCAGAGAAGAGUAUAACAAGACUUCAAUAUCAAGCUGAGGAGCCACGUUGGAUAAAUCAUAAACCGAUGGUGGGAUAUCACUGGAGUCCAUGCUUACAGGCCCUCGAACAUGGAAGCCCAGUCGAGUCGGUUUGUUUCUCUCCUAAUUCUCAGCUGGUCGCAUCGUCUUGUUCGACUGGAUCUGUGAAGGUAUGGGAUUCGAAUAGUGGACAAUGUCUAUCUAAUUUCGAUGUGAAGGAAACCUGGAUUUUCGCUAUCUCCUAUCUGUCCAACUCGAAGCUUCUAGCCUUGACCUCACCUGGCAAAGUAUGGGAUAUCACUGAGAGGCUAUGCAUCUCGAACCUCGGCAGUUGUGACAAUGAAGUAUCCUGUGGCGCAUUCUUUCCGAGGCCCGAUACCAUUGUGACCGGAUCAAGAUAUGGGACUAUCAAGUUCUGGAGCUCUGGAAAUGGGGAAUUUUUGCGGAAACUGGAAGGACAUAGCGAUCGCAUCACGAAUUUUGCCUUCUCCCCAGAUAUAAAGUGUCUUGCGUCAGGCUCACGCGAUAGAACGAUCAAAAUAUGGAAUAUUGACAGUGGGAAGUGCCUUCACACUAUUGAUGCCCAUGAAGACAUGGUCAACUCGUUGGCUUUCUCUUCUGAUUUCAAGCUUUUCAGCUCCUGUUCAUUAACCUUGGAUGGGGGUAUAAAGCUAUGGGAAACGCAGAAUUGGAACUGUAUUACGACUCUGCACGGCCAUACAUCUUGGGUGGAGUCAUUAGAAUUCUCACAUGACUCAAAACUUCUUGUCUCGGGCUCAGAGGACCAUAGCAUCAAAUUAUGGGACUCAUAUAGCGGAGAAUGCCUUCAGACAUUCUUUGGCCAUCAGUUUGCCGUAAGCUCCGUCGUCUUCUCGCAUGAUUCUCAAAUCCUCGCUUCAGCUUCAGCUGAUGGAACAGUCAGAAUAUGGGAUGCCAAGGAUCGACAACAACCGCGUCAAAUUGACAGCCAUAAUUGUGAAUCAGAAUUAUACUUCUCUCAUGAUUCUAGGCUUCUGGCCUCCGUCGCGGUGGUCGAGGACGGGAGCCCCUGUGAAAUCAAGAUAUGGAAUGCUCAAAACGGGCAGUGCAUUCGGACUUUAAAAGGUUCACGUGGAAGAACAUACUCCUUAAUGUUCUCAAAUAACCUCAGCCUUCUUGCAGAGGGCUCUAGUGACAACACAGUUCGGGUUUGGGAUAUAAAAAGCGCGAAAUGCAUGCAGACGUUCAUCGGUACCUAUUAUGUGGAUACUUUCUUCUCCGAAAACCCGAGUCUGAAGAUUUUCAAUGGUACUGUCGUGUCAGAUUCAUUUUCUCUUUAUGGACCCAAUAGUCUCACACACUACGGCUCUCUACAGGGCCAAUCCGGGAGCAUCCGCAGAUUUAGCAGAUUUAUCACUUGGCAUUCUCGAUGCUUAUUGUGGCUACCACCAGAGUACCGAAAUGGCCCUCUUGUUGGAUCCGGAGACAGUGUUUCUACAGAUUCAACACUGUGCAUUAGUUGUUCGUCGGGGCGAGUGCUUCUGUUCAUCUUUGAUCCCGCCAUGCUAUUAGAUACUCUUCCCGACGUAGAACCGGUCACCUGGUUUGAUUUUAUCUAG
Penicillium manginii is the source of this 3456-nucleotide messenger RNA. RefSeq lists its product as uncharacterized. Gene Ontology annotation, biological process: negative regulation of transcription by RNA polymerase II. Gene Ontology annotation, molecular function: protein binding. NCBI's taxonomy places the organism in Eukaryota, Fungi, Ascomycota, Eurotiomycetes, Eurotiales, Aspergillaceae. The record is from RefSeq and is a predicted model, not a curated record. The transcript is spliced from 3 exons. The coding region runs from base 1 to 3456 and encodes 1151 amino acids. Gene Ontology annotation, cellular component: nucleus; transcription repressor complex.